AUGCAUUUUAAUGAAGACACGCGACCUCCCUGCCGGCUGCUCCCGCCUCCGAAAGCUCAUUACCCCCACCAAGAGAAAGCAGCAGGCGUGAAGCAGGAGAAAGCAGCAGGCGUGAAGCAGGAGAAAGCAGCAGGCGUGAAGCAGGAGAAAGCAGCAGGCGUGAAGCAGGAGAAAGCAGCAGGCGUGAAGCAGGAGAAAGCAGCAGGCGUGAAGCAGGAGAAAGCAGCAGGCGUGAAGCAGGAGAAAGCAGCAGGCGUGAAGCAGGAGAAAGCAGCAGGCGUGAAGCAGGAGAAAGCAGCAGGCGUGAAGCAGGAGAAAGCAGCAGGCGUGAAGCAGGAGAAAGCAGCAGGCGUGAAGCAGGAGAAAGCAGCAGGCGUGGAGCGGACUGGUGCCGGGUUUUGGACCAAGAUACAAAAGAAAGGAUUUAUUUGUGUGAAGAAUAAAUUAGUUAAAAAUUAA
Molecule: messenger RNA, 459 nt
Organism: Knipowitschia caucasica
Lineage: Eukaryota; Metazoa; Chordata; Actinopteri; Gobiiformes; Gobiidae
Source: the annotation of a GenBank genome assembly